Panonychus citri (citrus red mite) is the source of this 1109-nucleotide messenger RNA. Its product is annotated as tetraspanin-3-like. The record is from RefSeq and is a predicted model, not a curated record. The coding region runs from base 99 to 791 and encodes 230 amino acids. NCBI's taxonomy places the organism in Eukaryota, Metazoa, Arthropoda, Arachnida, Trombidiformes, Tetranychidae. Gene Ontology annotation, cellular component: membrane. The transcript is spliced from 3 exons.
GUUUACAAUUUAGUUUAAAUUAUUGUGUCAAGUUAAUUAGUCGACUUAUUUUGAGAUCAUUUUUCUAUUUAGUUAAUUAAAUAAUUUUCGUAAUUAAAAUGAAUUCAUUCUUUGGAUCAUUAACCAAAUAUGGUUUAAUCUUUUUCAACUUUAUCUGUUUGAUUUUUGGCCUUUUGUGUAUCAUUUUCGGUGCUUUGGCAAGAAGUUCAUCAAAUUAUGAAAGUGUUAUCAAUAUUGGUCAAGGACCAGCCAACAUGAGUAUUGGAAUUGGGGUGGCGGUUUUUGUCAUUUGUUUCUUGGGCUGUUGUGGUGCCAUAAAGGAAAACCGUUGUAUGCUUAUAACUUUUGGAUCGGUUGUUUUACUUUUGGUUGUCGUUGAAUUUACCGUUGGUGGACUUGCCUACAAGUAUCGAGACUCUCUUGAAGACAUAACCGAUGAAGGAUUAAAGAAAACACUCAGCGAUUAUGGUACCCCAGGGCGAGAAAGUUUAACAAAAAAUGUUGACGAUCUUCAAAUGAACCUGAAAUGCUGCGGGGCACAAGGUCCUAAAGACUGGCGUAAUCUUACUAAAGCGAUUCCCUCCUCUUGUUGUGCUGACAAGGCGAAACUCUGUGACGAUAGAGAUGCUUAUCAAGAAGGUUGCGUUCGAGCCAUAAAAGAGACCUUAGCCCCUGCGAUGAAAGUUCUGGCCAUCACCGUGAUCGUAUUCGCGGUCAUUCAACUUUUGGGUAUCUUCGGUUCCUGUUGUGUUGCAUCUUGCAUCAAACGAGCAUCAUAUGAUCACGUCUAAUCAAAUAACCACCAGAUAACAUCAACAACAAUCAAAACAACUCAGAAAAAUAUAAAUCUAUCUACCUAAAAAAAAGCGUAACAAUUUACAGUAAUUUAAUUUCAACAAGAAAAAAAAUGACUUUGCCAUAUUAUAAAUAAGCCAUUUAUUUGUAUUCAAUUAAGACAAAAUCAAAUGAUUGUCAUGAUGAUCAAGAUAAAUUAUAUAAUUGUUGACGAUUGUAUUGUAAUACCAACAAUUACAAGAAAGAGAGAGAGAGAUUCAUAUUACAAGAUUAAAGUGAGUUAAUAUUAACUCGUAAUUUUUUUUCAAAUCAAA